AUGCCUGCCUCGUCCCCAUCCCUGCGAUGCCCGCGGCUAGGGGGAUCCAAAGCCUUCACCGUGCCGCCACCGAACCACACCUUCGCUCGCGGUGCCUCUGCCCCCGCGUCGCACACACCCCGCAUCCGCUCUCCUGUCCCUUCCCCUCCAGCGAUUCGGCCUCCCACCCGUGCUGCACACACCUCGCCGUCACUUUUGUCCAUCCCACCUCCCCCCGCGGUUGUGUGCUGCCCAGCCCAUCUCCGCUCCUCGACAAGACCAAUGGCGACUGUUGUGUCCUCCGCUCUGCACGCCGUUGGCGCCGUCGCCUCCGCCAAGCCCAGAUCCGUCGCCCCCGCGGUGGCGAGGAGGAGGAGCGUGCGCAUGGAUCCCCAGCAUGUCGCAUGA
Molecule: messenger RNA, 387 nt
Organism: Zea mays
Lineage: Eukaryota; Viridiplantae; Streptophyta; Magnoliopsida; Poales; Poaceae
Product: lysine-rich arabinogalactan protein 19-like
Exons: 2
Coding region: 1-387 (128 amino acids)
Source: RefSeq, a predicted model, not a curated record